This is a messenger RNA of Helianthus annuus (common sunflower), 1642 nucleotides long. RefSeq lists its product as uncharacterized. The record is from RefSeq and is a predicted model, not a curated record. The coding region runs from base 347 to 1642 and encodes 431 amino acids. The transcript is spliced from 5 exons. Lineage: Eukaryota; Viridiplantae; Streptophyta; Magnoliopsida; Asterales; Asteraceae.
GAGAAUGCACCUGUUGAUGAACCAUAUUACCCGUCGCAGCAAUCGUAUCCGGGUUAUGGGGUAUACGGGGAUGAAGGUGGAUACGGAAGUUACAGUGGAUACGGUGGUGAUGGUGGAUACGGGGGUGAAGGUGGUUACAGUGGAUAUGGGGGCUACGGUGGAUACGAUAGAUAUGGGGGUGACGGUGGUUACAGUGGAUACGGGGGUGAAGGUGGUUACAGUGUAUACGAUAGAUCUAGGGAUGAAGUUGGAUACGGUGGAUACGAAGAACAUGGUGGAUAUGGUUAUGAGUCCCGUAACACAUCACUUUAUGAACCAUCUACCCCGGGCAAUCCAUUUCAAGUAAAUGAGAAAAAUGGAGGAAAUGGAUUUCGAAGUAGAUAUUCCGGAGCAGCCGCAGCGGAAACGGCGGGCGCGUCCACCGCCAGAUCCUCUAGAGAAUCACCCGUAUUUGGAGUUUCCUCUGGAGUCCGAGGCUGCGCUCCGUUGCGAGAAGCUUCGGAAGAUGCAUAUUGGUGAACACUUUGCGGUUUCGUGGAAAACCCUCCGGAAGCUUGAGGUUGAAGAUUGGGUGCGGGGGUUUGUUCCCGUUGAUUCACCGUGGGAUCGUCUGUUUGAGCUAUCGUUUACGCCGACCUACAGGGAGAUACUAGUCGAGUUUCUGUCGUCGUUCGAGUUUCAUCCUCGUCGGCCAAAUGAGGUUGUGGACCCCGCGCAGCCCCCUCCCCCGCCCGAGGUUUCUUUUCGCAUGGCUGGCCAGGCGCGCGAAAUGUCACUUGCACAGUUUGCGGUGCAUAGCGGUUUGUAUACGGAGGCUGAGAUUGCUACGGAUCUUUAUACGAAGGGGCUCGUAAUGAUUGAUAAACCCACGCUAUUAGGGUUUUGGGAUCUGAUCGCGGACAUCCGUCAUUGGGACCACCACCAAUCCAAGGGGAGGAGUACGCUGAUUGAGGAUCCGCUCUUCAGGUAUUUGCACAAGAUGAUUUCCACUUCGAUCACUGCUCGAAACAAAAGCCGGGAGUGGUGUACGAGUGGUGACUUAUUCUUUUUGUAUUGCCUCUUAUACAAGAGGCCGUGCGCUCUCGCCUACGGGUUGGCGCAGUAUUUCGCCUCCGCGCAUCAUCGACAGGAGCGCGGAAUGCUAUUCGGCGGCGCUUACGUGACCAAGAUAGCCUAUUCGUUGGGCUAUCAUCCGGAGAACGACCGCGGCCGUGUAGGCCCGGCGGCACAGCCAAAGCGGAUGGGGAUGAACACAAUAAACGGGAUGCAUAUUACCAAAGACUUUCCAUGCGGGAAGCGGUUAAAGAAUCUGGACGGCACGCAAUACCAGCUUAAGGAACUGCCAGAAGAGUUCCCUCUGAUUUAUCCCCCGCGGGAUCCGGAGCCGCCGGAGCCGCAUGACCCGGCCGCCGUUCUUCCGCGGCCACCACAGCCGCGUGGACCACCCGGGGCGCCCCAGUUCCCACGCCAUGUUAUGCCCGGUCCUGACCCGUCACAUGAGCGGCUGCUUCGAAACGUUGAGAGAAACAAUUAUUUGUUAGAGUGGGUGGCUGCGGCGCUGCAGCAGCAGCGACAACAUGACGGGUUACCUCCACUACCCUUCAUUGCGGAUGCGGACUGGGAUCAGCAUCAGCGGUUAUAA